Schistocerca cancellata (South American locust) is the source of this 1292-nucleotide messenger RNA. RefSeq names its product ADP-ribosylhydrolase ARH3-like. NCBI's taxonomy places the organism in Eukaryota, Metazoa, Arthropoda, Insecta, Orthoptera, Acrididae. The transcript is spliced from 7 exons. Bases 128 to 1201 code for a protein of 357 amino acids. Gene Ontology annotation, cellular component: nucleus; mitochondrion. The record is from RefSeq and is a predicted model, not a curated record.
UCUAAUUAUACAGCAUCCCCACAGAUGUUACACAAAUACUGCUAGUACGUAACAGGUGCUAAUAAAAAAAAGUCGUGUCAUACCCUUACGCUAGCGUCCUUGUUACCUUACUCGAGCAAAAGCAGUCAUGCAACGAAUUCUGCCCGUGAUGACAAAGAUGGAUCUCAGCACACUGUCGCAGAAAUUUCGCGGUUGUAUGCUAGGUAGUCUUCUUGGAGACUGUCUGGGUGCUCCAUAUGAGGGAGAUAGCAGUGUUUCGAAAGCGGUUCUUCAACAAUAUUUUGACAAAAUUGAAGGCCCGCCUUUCAAAGCUCCAAUAAAACAAUAUACAGAUGACACUGCAAUGACGAAGUGCGUGGCGGAAUCGCUGAUAGACUGCCGUGGCUUUGAGCCCCAAGAUAUGGCGAAGAAAUUCGUAAAGGAAUUCUUUGCUAGUCCACGUCGUGGUUAUGGUCAAAAUGUUGUCAGAGUUUUUAUGAAACUUAAGGAUCAAAAGUGUGAAGAUCCAUUUGGGCCAGCGAAGGAACAGUUUGAUGGAGCAGGAUCAUUGGGCAAUGGUGGGGCAAUGAGAGUUGCUCCAGUAGCUUUGUUCUACCAUCAAGACUACCCAGCCCUAAUUGAGAAGGCCAGGAAGUCUGCUCUGUUGACACAUACAAAUAAAUUAGGAAGGGAUGGUGCAAUUCUUCAGGCUAUUGCAGUUUAUCAAGGAUUACAGAGCAUCCCGUCGGAAGGCCUAGAUGCUACAACCUUCAUUAAGGAGCUAAUGAAUAAAAUGCAUGAAAUUGAGGAUGACGACUAUGGAGUGGAGAUGGAAGAAUGUCGACCUUACCAGAAGCAGCUGAGUGUAGCACUGGACCUGCUAGAUGCUGAUGGGAGCCCUGAUGAUAUCAACACCAAAGUCUGUGACUUACUGGGGACAAACAUUGCUGCCCUCUAUUCUGUUCCAACUGCCGUGUUUUGCUUUCUGCGUGCUCUACGACCUAUCCCUGAUAUUGAGACUGAGAACCCCUUCCGCCGCACGCUCCAGUAUGCCAUAUCUCUGGGUGGUGACACAGACACUAUUGCCAGCAUGGCGGGAGCCAUUGCAGGGGCAUACUAUGGCCAAUCUGCAAUUUCGGAAUCCCUCCAGAGGCACUGUGAAGGUCACGCUGAGGUCAUGGAUCUCGCAGACCGUCUCAUGGCUGCCUGUAAUAAACCAUGAAAUGCUUUUAUGUCAUUACUGAAAAUGUAUUCUUAUUUGCUUUUAUAUUAAUUUUGUAGAUAUUAAAACAUCAUUUUCUGUAGCAAGUUAA